GUGUUUAACUUGACAACUUUAAUUUGACUUAACAAGUUGGCACUUGCGCUUGCAAUUUAAUAUUUAUUGAGUUCUAGAUUUUACGUUGAAUUAGUUUGUAAAUAUCGUAACACAAAUUAAUAAAAGAAAAGAAAAUGGAUAUAACACCACUAUUCAAAGCUUGUAUAAAAACCGUAAAGACACGGAAUAAAACAUUCGGUAUUCAAAGUCCUAGUAAUGAAGAUAAGCAACGAUUACACAGAACAAAACCGAAAAGCGAAUUUACUUUAACCGCACAAGAUAUUACUUGCCAAAUUACACUAUUAAGAGAUUUUUUAUUGGAGCACAGAUCAAGAUAUUUGAGUUUUUUUAACAAUGAGACUGGAGAUGAGAUGAGUGACGCUGAGAGGGAUCAAAUCGAUACUGGUGCUCAGAGAAUUAUCAAUACAUGUUCACACUUGCUAAAGGAGUUCAGAAAUGAUAACCGUAAGGUGGCUGUUUCACCACAAAUGAGGGACUUUAUGGAUGCAGUAAUAGACUUAAUUGAUACAUAUUUGAAAGCUGUUUGCAAAAUCCACAGUGAACUUAAAGCUUUAAGAGUAAAGAGAGCUCUCGAUAUUCGUAAAUUAUCCCGUCUUGAACCUCCCACAACAAAGUCUUCAGUUAGGAAUCGUUUCAAUCCCAAAAAAACUGAAGAAAAUAUUGAGGAAAAAGUUUUUAACAGUACUGAGUCAGAUGAGACUGAUUUAUUGAAGACCAAAAUGGACUUAUCGGAGAGUGAAAUGGCAAUAAUGUCCGAUGAAGGUGAAUUGGAUUCUGAAGAGCUACAGAUGUUUGAAUCUGAAAAUGUUCAACUGUUAAAUGAACUUAACAGUAUGACCGAGGAGGUGAAACAAAUUGAGAGUAAGGUGCUGCAUAUUGCAGAAUUACAGGAAAUAUUCACUGAAAAGGUUCUUCAACAAGAGCAAGAUAUAGACAGGAUAUCGAAUACAGUUGUGGGUGCAACGGAAAAUGUUAAAGACGCCAAUGAACAAAUCAAACAAGCGAUACAAAGAAAUGCCGGACUACGAGUUUACAUUCUAUUCUUCUUACUAGUCAUGUCUUUCACUCUGCUAUUCUUAGAUUGGUACAAUGAAUAAAGUAUUAAA
Molecule: messenger RNA, 1127 nt
Organism: Papilio machaon (common yellow swallowtail)
Lineage: Eukaryota; Metazoa; Arthropoda; Insecta; Lepidoptera; Papilionidae
Gene: Syx18
Product: syntaxin-18
Exons: 2
Coding region: 135-1118 (327 amino acids)
Biological process (GO): retrograde vesicle-mediated transport, Golgi to endoplasmic reticulum
Cellular component (GO): membrane; endoplasmic reticulum; SNARE complex
Source: RefSeq, a predicted model, not a curated record